AGGAAAAAGAUAUCUAAAAAGUCUCUGGGAACAAGAUGGGGAAGACAAUAAUGAAAAACAAAACAUUUGAGAAACAUGGCUCUAAACUCAUGUAAAGAGUUCAAGAAGGAAAGCAAAAACAGAAAUGGAAAGUGGCCCAGAAGCAUUAAGAAAGUAGAAAUCAGUACGUUCCCUAUUUAAGGCAUUUGCAGGAAGCAAAGCCUUCAGAGAACCUAGAGCCCAAGGUUCAGAGUCACCCAUCUCAGCAAGCCCAGAAGCAUCUGCAAUAUCUACGAUGGCCUCGCCCUUUGCUUUACUGAUGGCCCUGGUGGUGCUCAGCUGCAAGUCAAGCUGCUUUCUGGGCUGUGAUCUGCCUGAGACCCACAGCCUGGAUAACAGGAGGACCUUGAUGCUCCUGGCACAAAUGAGCAGAAUCUCUCCUUCCUCCUGUCUGAUGGACAGACAUGACUUUGGAUUUCCUCAGGAGGAGUUUGAUGGCAACCAGUUCCAGAAGGCUCCAGCCAUCUCUGUCCUCCAUGAGCUGAUCCAGCAGAUAUUCAACCUCUUUACCACAAAAGAUUCAUCUGCUGCUUGGGAUGAGGACCUCCUAGACAAAUUCUGCACUGAACUCUACCAGCAGCUGAAUGACUUGGAAGCCUGUGUGAUGCAGGAGGAGAGGGUGGGAGAAACUCCCCUGAUGAAUGCGGACUCCAGCUUGGCUGUGAAGAAAUACUUCCGAAGAAUCACUCUCUAUUUGACAGAGAAGAAAUAUAGCCCUUGUGCCUGGGAGGUUGUCAGAGCAGAAAUCAUGAGAUCCCUCUCUUUAUCAACAAACUUGCAAGAAAGAUUAAGGAGGAAGGAAUAACACCUGGUCCAACAUGAAAACAAUUCUUAUUGACUCAUAUACCAGCUCACGCUUUCAUGAAUUUGGCCAUUUCAAAGACUCUCACUUCUGCUAUAACUAUGACCAUGCUGCUAAAUUGAUUUAUCUAUUUAAAUAUUUAUUUAACUAUUUAUAAGAUUUAAAUUAUUUUUGUUCAUAUAACGUCAUGUGCACCUUUACACUGUGGUUAGUGCAAUAAAACAUGUUGCUUAUAUGUACUC
Symphalangus syndactylus (siamang) is the source of this 1083-nucleotide messenger RNA. Its product is annotated as interferon alpha-1/13. Gene Ontology annotation, cellular component: extracellular region. The record is from RefSeq and is a predicted model, not a curated record. Lineage: Eukaryota; Metazoa; Chordata; Mammalia; Primates; Hylobatidae. Gene Ontology annotation, molecular function: cytokine receptor binding. Gene Ontology annotation, biological process: defense response.